Molecule: messenger RNA, 699 nt
Organism: Closterium sp. Naga37s-1
Lineage: Eukaryota; Viridiplantae; Streptophyta; Zygnematophyceae; Desmidiales; Closteriaceae
Source: the annotation of a GenBank genome assembly
AUGGCUUUCUCCCUCAUUGCUCGCCAAUCAAUUUCUUCCCUUUCGUUCGGCACAGCGGUGAAGGGCGCUGCUCUCUCUGCAAAUCGCGUAGCAGCAGCUCCCAUUGUCGCUUCCCGCGGACUCGCGGUGACUGCCCUUCUCGGCUUCAACAAGACCGCUGUCCCCGUUAAGUCCGCACCCGUUAAGAAGCAGCUGCGAACAGAGGAUGGCAUUUUCGGCACAUCCGGCGGCUUCGGCUUCACGAAAGCCAACGAGCUCUUCGUCGGCCGCGUGGCGAUGCUUGGGUUCGCAGCGUCGCUCCUCGGCGAAGCGCCGCUUCUCCUCUUCUUCAUCGCAUUCACCGUGCUCGGCGCGAUCGGCGGGCUGGGCGACCGCGGGCGAUUCGUCGACGACGAGGCGCCUGCUGGACCGCCGGUGAAGCCGGGGAGUUUCAAGGCCGCGCUUGGGCUGAGCGAUGACGGACCGCUGUUCGGAUUCACCAAGGCGAACGAGCUGUUCGUGGGGCGUAUGGCGCAAUUAGGGUUUGCGGCGAGCUUGAUCGGCGAGGCUAUCACAGGGAGAGGCGCUUUGGCGCAGCUGAAUAUUGAGACCGGGCUGCCGAUUUUUGAGUUGGAGCCGCUGCUGUUGGCGAGCAUCGCGUUCUUCUUUGUCGCGGCUAUUAAUCCCGGUACAGGGAAGUUCAUUAACGAUGAAGAGUAG